CUGGAUGACAAGAUGGAGAGGAGGAGCUCCACUAAAUCCAAAGCAGAGGACAUGCAGGCAUCAGAAGAGGAGACCCAGCAGAUGAGACUGGAACAAGAGAGAAUACAGGCCAAGACGCGGGAACUCCGUGAGAAGCAGGCAAAAGAGAGAGAGUACGCAGAGAUCCAAGAUGUCGUCAGCCGCACGUUCAGCUCAGACGAGGACCACACGUACGCCGGCAUCGGAUCGCUGUGCUCGUCAAUAGACAGCAGCACCAUAGACCCCUACAGCCACCCCUACCAUCUCCCCCAGAGUCCUCUGAGCCCGCAUCCUCCUUCCCUGAACCUUCAAGACAACGGUCCUCCCCUGGAGGCACUGUACGCCCAGGUCAACAAGCCUCGCAAUGGACGCCCCACAGCUCCAGACAGCAGUCAGAUGGCGCCUAGUAACCACGACCGGAUACAGAGACUGAGGAAUGAGUUCCAGCAGGCCAAGCAGGAGGACGACGUAGAGGACCAUCAGCACACCUACAGCUUCAACCAGUCCUGGGCCAGCAAUGGGACGGAGACAUCAAGUGGACGCCAUUCUGUAACGGUUGAGACUCAGGUCCAGAAACAGCAGCAAGAGGGCAGAGAUGAUUUCCCACAAGCACAGAGACAGUACAAUUCCCUGCCACGACAACCUCGCAAGAACAACAGUGCGGCGUCCCAGGACUCGUGGGACAAGAUGUACGUGCCAGCAGAGGGAUUUCAGCCAUCCAAGGAAAAUCCUCGCUACUCCGGGGGCCAGGGGUCACGUAACGGCUACCUGGGAACACCCAGUAUUAACGCCCGCGUCUUCCUCGAGACCCAGGAGUUGCUGAGGCAGGAGGAAAGGCGUCGAGAGCAGGAGGCCAGCAAAACCAGGCCGCCUCCUGCACAGGAAAUCCCCAGCGGCAUCACCUUUGACCAGAACAGAGACAGCACUCAAGCCACUGGCUCUGCCAUAGCUCGGGCCCUCUCGAAACCCAAGGGGCCCUACAGACAGGACGUGCCCCCGUCACCGUCCCAAAUCGCCAAGCUCAGCAGGCAUCAGAGUUCAGUGAAGGGAAGGCUGUUUUAUUCCUGAGAGGGUGAAAAGGAAGAAUAUGGAUGUCUUUGAGGAGAUGAGGACUGAUCCUAACAAGCAUUUACAGGGAAAAAAAACAAAAACAAAAUUUGUGGGAUUUUUUAAAAAUAAAAAUAUGAGAUAUAAAAAAUUUUAUAGGACUGCUGUAAAAAAUGUUUAUAUUUAAAGAAAGAUUUUUUUUAAUUAAGAACCGUGAUCCUUUUUAAGCUGUUUUAUAGUCCAGCAUUGUGAUCAUUCAUACCUUGUAUGUUUAUCCUUUAAGUGCCUUUAAAGUCAUUUGAUUGUUUGGUGUUUUUGACUCGUGAUCUGCUGUUUUGACCCAUCUAACACACCCGGAAAAAACUGCCAUCACAACAGAGGACUGGUUGAGGGGAUCUCGGCAGCGCUGCACCUAAACAGUCGUAACCUAAUGGGCAAGUCUCAGUCCAGACAUGCUUUUUCUACCACGCAUCUGCUAGCAGGGACCUCAGUCGAUACCACGCUUGUGGGAAUGAGGCUUUUUUUUGAUGUUCAUGGCGACUUUAACUGUGUGUGUGUGUGUGUUUGAGAGAGAGAGGGUGACAGAGUGCUGGCAGGAGCUGACAUGUAGUGGGAGAGUGUGGAGGUUAAAAAGCUUGUGUGAACUGUGGAGUCAGAGCUUGGGUUUUGGGCAUGAGCACCCAUCCCCCUCACUUCAGGGAAAUGUCCCGUUCGGUUUCAGAUACAGGACUUACUCAAAGUCUGUAUCCUCUUUCCAACCCCCUCUUGUAUUCAGUAUGAUAAUCCUAAAUUCUCUCUUCCCUUCUGCUGGCUGCUUUAUCAGCCCCCCCUCCCCCUCUCUCUCACAUUGUCGCCAUCAAUAUACAGCACUCUCAGCGGAGGAAAACGGCUUUAGAUCUUCUUUAUUUCUGCUCCGCUCCACCCACUCAGGGAAUCCAGCAGUACAAAUGGGGUCAGGUCUGGGUUAUUAAUUAAUGUACGUCAUUAAAAAUAAAUGCACACCUUCGUUUGUGUUUGUUCUCAUGUACGGCGAGGAGAUAAAAAACGGCAACCUUGGCGGCGUGCCGCUUGGCCCCUGGCCUCGCCUGGACUGAUUUGGCCGUAACCGAAGCCUGCUGGCCUUUAGGUGUCUGAGCUGUUCUUCGCUGAAUAUUUCAUCAGGCCAGUUACAUGGGAAACUGCAUCAGCUCUGCUGUGGGUGGCCUUGGUGUAGUGCUGCUUAUCCACGGGGCAGAUACAAUGGAGCUGAUUUUGUUUAUCUUCAUGAUUAUUUCCAUUAUUUCCAAACAAGAAUUCACUCUUCUGGAGUAGAGGACCUGAUUUGCUAUGUUGCAAUUUCUUUUUCUUAAGGAGAAAAGUGCAGAUUACAUUUGAGUUACAGUUUAGAUUUAGAUCAGGUUCGGAAAAAGAUUAGAUUAGAUGAAACUUUAUUAAUCCCUCGGGUGGGUUCCUCCGGGAAAUUCAGUUUCCAGUUGCAUAGCACCAAAAGAAGUUGCAUGUUACAGAUAAAAAUGACUUGGAUAUAUGUUUAUAUGCACUAAAAAAACAGGUUAUGCUUUCAACUUGAAACUGAGGUGUAAAUGUGAUCAGGCUGGUGAUCAGACUUUGCUACAUUACACAACGGUCUUUUGUAACUGUUGUGGUAUUACAAUAUGCUGUUUCAUGGUGAAUGUGCUCAACAAGCAGAUCUCCAGCAUUGUCAUAUGACACAUGUAGAUCUCUGGUGGUUUCUUUGUGUCAACUUCAGUCACGCUUGGGUGGAUUUAUUUUGAACACCAAGGAUGUAUCUAACAAGCGAACUCCCUGAUUCUCAACUCUGAGGUCAGGCACAUGUAAUAAGAAACCCAGCGAGACAUCUGCAUGACCAAGAAGUCUGUUAAAAGCUAGCUUGACAAAUCAGGUCUCUCUAAUUCCAUGUUCCAGCCAUAGACAAAUCAGCCUACCACAGACAGCAGACCGAAGCUUUGUUGCUUAGGUGCUUAAAAAAAAAAUGCAUUCGAUAUAAUACACUGACUGGAGUUCUCACAGAAUGAAUUGCACUUUUCUCUUUUGUCCCCUUUGUGAUCAUUCAAAUGAAUUUGCUUCGCUAAACCUCUGUUAUUUCCUGAGCCCCGGGUUAAGCGCCGAGUCUGGGAUUAUACUUCUUUGGGAACACACACACGGACAGCUGCGGCCACCACCGAGGCCUUGUUCUUCCUAUAACGCUGCUUUCUGGUCCGUACAGAGUUCCCUCUGAGGACACUGCAGUGUGCUGGCAGCACAUACAGCAGAUCUCUCCACCCUGGCCUACUUAAGUACGCUGAAAAUAUAACAGCAUAAGACUAGAAUUAGGAUUACAAUAAAACUCCAGGCUA
Neolamprologus brichardi is the source of this 3419-nucleotide messenger RNA. Lineage: Eukaryota; Metazoa; Chordata; Actinopteri; Cichliformes; Cichlidae. The record is from RefSeq and is a predicted model, not a curated record.